Molecule: messenger RNA, 576 nt
Organism: Microthlaspi erraticum
Lineage: Eukaryota; Viridiplantae; Streptophyta; Magnoliopsida; Brassicales; Brassicaceae
Source: the annotation of a GenBank genome assembly
AUGAAGAAAGUCAACUUUGUGUCUGCUGAAGAGAUGGAACCAGUCCAAGAAGGGGAGGAUACACAAUUUGCUGAGGUGUGCUACAUGAGCAAUGGGCAAGGAGGUUACAACAAAGGAUACUAUAAUUACAAGUCCAACCCUGCCAUGUCAUACCGAAACACUGAUGUUGCUAACCCUCAGGACCAGGGCAAGCUGAUGGUGGUAGUGGACACAAGCAAGAAGCUAGCUGAAAUCAACUCCAAGAUCGAGAAUCUCAACACAAGAGUUUACUCUCUGGAGAAUCAUGCUUCUUCUGUUGCUGCUGCUACAAAGCAAGGACAACUACCUGGUAAAGCUAUUCAGAACCCCAAGGAACAGUGCAAGGUCAUCUUCACUCAAGAGGACUUUGAAGAAGAGGAUCAAGAAGUCAUUGAAGAGUUUUGUUUACUGCUGAAUGAUGAUGAGAUUGUUGCUGCUGAGGCUCCUGGAGUCCAGAUUGAUCAACCAGAAGUGCAGGCACCUACUGUGGCCAUUCACACUUCACCAGUUGAGCUCGCACAACAAGCUCGAUCGGCAGCUCGAUCGAGUCAACUCUAG